AGUGAAGCUCAAAAUGAUUAGUUAGAUAGCUGUUCUAGACAUCCCCCUCCGCGGCCCAUGUCGACCCGCGAGGGAGGAGGAGCAUGGCGCACCUACACAUCGAAACAAGUGCUGGGUGCGAAAGGUGCUUCCCAGCUGGUGGGCAUGUUCAAAAAUCCUGAUCCACCUGGCGCAAAGGAGAAAGAAGUGCGGGAGGCCGAAGAGAAGGAGGCGCACGCGCGGCACUUUGCCGGCCUGCUGUGGACGGUGAUUGGGGUGCCUCCGCCCGACUUCACCGUGGUGGCGGAUUCGAUUGGCCCCAGCCAUCGUGCAUGCCUUUCUAUCUAUACCCAACCACAGCCGCAUCCACUCAAGGAGGUGCGAGUGCUUGGCCCUCGGCGAUCCACGCCAGAAGAGGCACGGAAGGAUGGCUGUGACUUGAAGCGUGUAGCCUUCAAAUGCGCAGAGAAGAAUUUCAACCUUCAAGAGGUUUGGCGCAAGUGCUACCAGCUGGAAAACAAGCAGUGGUCCCUCCAGGAGCUUGCAGGUGAAGACGUGCAAGAAAGUGCGGAGAAUCUGCUCCCCGAGGUCCAAGCAGCACCGAGAACCAAGAAGGAUCAUUGCGAGACCACGGCCGAGUGGUUUCAGGUCAACAAUCGGAGGCGAGAUUACACCGAGAAUUUCUCACCAAUUGGGCCCAGCUGGGCUUUGGCGCAGCUCCAGACGCCCGUUCCAAAGCUGCCAGGAGUUUGGUACAUGCACGAGAGGCAAAACCAGGAGGGAAAGCAUGUUCCCUUUCUGUUCUUCAACGCGGAAAGCGGCAGAUACUACCGCAAUCGCUCGAGUGACGUUGCCUAUGUCCCGGCCAAAAGUCGGUGGCUUCAAACAGGCUUUCCACACCAGGCAGAGGAUCACUCCAUGAAGAUGUCGCAUGGAUCCGUGUGUUUGCCCACGCCGAGCAGCCGCAAAGAUGACCUGGCCGUGAUCCUGCCGGAGCUGGCGCGCACGGGAUCCUUGUUGAAGCAGCCUUUGCCUUUUGCUGACAAGCCGGCAGCCCUGUUUUUGCUGGUGGAUGGGCUGCGCAACUCUUCAGCCUCCGAAUGGUGUGCGAAGCGCUUCCAUACGCACCUGCUUCCCCGGUUGUCAGCGCUGCACUCCGAUCCGGAUGAUGGUGAGUUGGUGUCUGUGGUGAAGGAAGCCUUGACUCACCUGGACCACGCGCUCCUGGAGAGUCCCGCUCGCUAUGCUGGAUGCAGUAUUGCUGUUGCGCUCCUGAUGGGCACCCGGCUGGUGGUUUGCACGCUAGGUGGCUGCAGGGCAACGAUUUGCACUCCAUCAUCAGAACCAGUUGGCCCUGUAGCCAAGAAAAGAACUGGCGCUGAACUGCCGAAAUGGAGCUGCAGACCGGUGGAAGGCACUUUGCCGGGACACACCAGGAUAGACAUCCUGCAGUCCCAGCGGCGCCGCCGCGUGGAGGCCUAUGGCCCUUUGGACUUCGAUGGUCGGCCUGGGGAGCAACUCCGAGCCUGUGGACCUUCAGAGGCAGCCCUUAGCAAUCUGCCUGAACGUGACCGCGCAGUGCAAAGAGCACUGCGCGCGGCCCAUCCCUUUUCUGCCUUGGGCCUCUCAAGGGCAGAGGCCCUGGCUGCUGGGCCAGGUGCCGGGCAGAAAGCUGUUGAGGCGAUUGAGACCCUGCUGGCCCCCCGCCGUGGUGAGCACCAGGUCGAAGCGGCCCGUAGCCGUGUUCAGGCUGCCGGGGAGGCUGUCGACAAGAUGCUCACGCAAGACGCUUUCGGGGCCCAGCAGUUGGUGGAACUCUUUUAUGUGCUGGACGAAGAGGAAGGCAUCAUUAGUCAACAGCGGGCAGCUGCACUGCUGGCCGUCCCUCCCGGGUGCGGUGAGGCUGUAGCGAGUGGCGCGGUACAUGUCCGCUACCAAGCAGUUCUCAGUGGAUUGGCGGCUACCUGCCCUGCAGAUGCGACACGAGGUUGGGACAUUCUGAGGGAGGCCAUCGAUGCUGCAGGGAGGCCAUCGACUCCGAUUUGGACGCCCCCCGCCGAGUCCAGAGGAGUCGAGGUCUCGGCUGCCAUGGGGCUCCGGGAUCUAAAGCGUCCCAGAAGGCUCAUUGGGAUGGAAAUGGCAUGCGAUGUGUUCCGAAUAGAUCCAGGAAACACUCUUUGCUUGCUCCUCCUGACGGACGGUGCGAACGCCGUGAAAACCACUGAAAUGGCGACAGCUGUGGCAGCAAACCAGGGUCGGCCAAAGGCAUUGGCCACACAGCUAGCCGCCGUUGCCUCGGAGGCAAUGCAAGGUGCCAAAGAUGAGGAGCCGAAGGAUGUCUCUGUAGGCAUCUUGGCCGCCUACUUCUCGGUGAAAGCUGUGGAAGAUCCACCAGUUGAGACCGAAGCGGAUUCCAAGAAAAGGAAGGCGCCAUCAGCUGAAGUUGUAGUAGGGCCACAGCCUGGGGGUGGACUACCCAACCGAAUUCGGGUGAGCCACAUCCUGAUGAAGUGGGAGUCUUUGAGCUCUCACGAUCCAAUGGCUCGACGUGCUGCACCAAAAGGUCGCUUGCAGGCCGACGCUGAAAAGGAGCUCCUGAAGCUCUUGCAAAUCCUCAAUGAGAUGCCUCAGAAUACUCCAGAUGCUGCCAAGAAGUUGUCUGCAAAAUUUGCUGAGUUGGCGAAGGCGCAUUCGGAUUGCAACUCUGCGAAUAACGGUGCUCUGGCCGACUUGGGCUGGAUCGUGCCAGGACAGUCAGACAAGGACUUCGAAGCUGCCGCAUUUGAUCUUGCGGUUGGCGCGAUUAGCGACAUCGUGAUCUCGCAGAGGGGAGCUCAUCUCGUACAUCGCCUCGCUUGAGCAUCCACUGUGCGUGGGAAAUCUCGAAAAGAAACUGGUUGAGCUGGCAGAAGCUUCAAG
Molecule: messenger RNA, 2898 nt
Organism: Durusdinium trenchii
Lineage: Eukaryota; Dinophyceae; Suessiales; Symbiodiniaceae
Source: the annotation of a GenBank genome assembly